This is a messenger RNA of Drosophila serrata, 1940 nucleotides long. RefSeq lists its product as uncharacterized. Lineage: Eukaryota; Metazoa; Arthropoda; Insecta; Diptera; Drosophilidae. The record is from RefSeq and is a predicted model, not a curated record.
GAAAACACCAUACCACAUCCACACAAGAGUUGCCGCCGCCGCCCGAGCCGAGCCGAGCCGUGAAAGUGCUGGACAGUAGACAUUGGACAGUGGACAGUGGACAUUGAAAAGGAAACUGCAAUUUAUUGCGAAAUUAUAUGCACUUUUACUCGCCAUACCGCCGCCAGUCGCUGGUCAAUUGCUUUACAUAAUCCCAGGGCAAUGUACAAGCACACGGUCAAGUCCAAACUGGCCCAAGUGCGCAGCAGUCCUUCGCCUGCUGUGGCAGCCACGCCCACCCACGCCCCAAACAAACAUGGAUUGGGUGCAGGGAAGAAGUUCUUUUCGCAUAUUCGCCACAAGAUCGAGGACAAUCUGACGCCCAAGUUGAGUGGAAAGCUGUACUACAAGGGCAGCAAGCACACCAGAUCCAUGAGUGCCUUGUGCACAGUAGACGGAGGCUGUGUGGGCGGCAAGUACACGCCCAAAGGAGUGCCAGUGAUUCCUGUUGCGCCCCUCCAGAUGUCCAACCAGCAGAUGACCAGCAGUGUGUGCAGCUACGUGGACAGCGACGAAGAGAGCCAUUUGAGCCUGAGUUUGAGUCUGGCCCAGCAGUCGUUGGAGGACGAGAUAUUCGCAGAGUUGGAGAAGGUGGCUCAUGACGAGAGCAAGUUGAACGAGGUGCUCCAGAGCUUCGAUCAUAUACUCAAUGAGUACCCGCCACUGGAGGGGAUUCCGUUGGUUCCGGCAGAAGAGUUGCCCGCUCCGCCGGCGGAGUUCUGCGAUCGUCAGCCCAUGAUGUUGGCCAAGUCACACAGCACCCUGAGCAUAGGGAGGAACAGGAUGCAGCUCUAUCAGUCGCCAGAACUGGCAGGCUCAAUCCUAUUGCUACGUGGCGCAGGAGGUGACUCGCGUUACAAUUCCUUGAGCGACCUAAGCGGCAGCAGGAUUCCGGUGCGAAAGCAGUCGAGUCUCCGCAAACGCAGCGAGAGUUUCUGCCUGGAGCAACCUGUGACCCUGAAACCGACCACUAAGCAGCGCACACGCUCCAUGCUGACCCUAAACACAGUAGCACGUCCUCCAAGAGCACCAGCUCCAACUCCAGCUUCAGCCCAUGUAAGCAUGCCGAAGCGGGCCAACUCCAGUCUGGAGCAGCGCCAAGUAACCGCCAGACCAGCAGCCAGGAGAGCCAACUCCACCCUGAAGGCAGGUGGCUUGAAAUCAAAGUCUCCAAAUGCGAAUAGUGAUGAGCUGCUGGUCAAGUGCCUGGCCAAGGGUCAAGAGAUCCUGCGACAAGUAGAGAGCAUGAGCUCAAAGCCCAAGAGGACUGGCAGUCGGGGCGUCACCAAGGAGCAUUCGCAGCUCGUGAGGAAUAAGAAGAAGCUUCAAAAGCUCCAAUACGCCAAUGAGGAGAAGGUGGGCAGACCCAAGCUGGAGUCCUGCAAGAUAAUACCCCCCAAACUGGGCGAGACAUCUGACAAAAACCAGGAGCUACUCGUCAAGGUGGUGCAGGAGGUGAAGACUCCAACUCAGGCACCUCUCAAGAAGCCGACCAAGGAAAUCAGGGCGGAGCAGGAAGAAGACUCUGAUGACUCGGGACACAUAAGCAAUACGCAGCUAUCCACAUCCACCUCCUCCACCAGUAACUCCACUGGAAGCCUCUGCGAAUCCGAGGGCGAUGAGGCGGAGGAGCAGGUGGUGCCUCCGGAAGCAAAGAACUGCUCCAAGUCCAACAAGAUCGCCGAGCUGCUCCAGAAGUUCGAGGCUGCAGCGUUGGCUGGAAAGCAGAACACAGCCACCGCACCGCACAACCACUGCCCAACGGUGAUGGCCAGCAAGGUGGUGGCCCAAGUACAAGCGGUGCGAUGCAUCCAGACCCAGGUGGAGAUCUACCCCACCUACACAAAAGAGGUAACUAUGCAGCUGCAUUGACCAGGCAGCGGCAGAUCCGGGCCCGCUUC